CUCCUGUUCUUUCGUCUCCUCCACUGUCGUCCUUUACCCGCUAUUCAUGAGGCCUUGACCUCGUCCUUUUAUCCUCUCUCUUCCCCUUCUCCUCUGUCGUUGGACGAAAAGAUAUCACGAAAUCCUUCUCGAGUAUCUCGACUGUCCACGACUCCUCUCCUAUCCCUCUCACCUAUUCCUGCUGAGCACUGCCCGAGGUCACCUACUCAAAGCUUGCCCUUCUCGCCGACCUGCACUCGUUUGACUGGACGUUCUGGAUAGCGUUCCUGCAAAGGUCACCGGAAGCACUCGAAAUACCCCAGCUAGGCUCGAAAAGGUGAGAACAGUCUCUUGCAUUUGAUGAUUCUGGAGGGAAAGAAAGGUGCACAUGCGAAGUAAAGAGCCUGGGUCACCCACGACCUUCCCCUGGGUGUGGCCCAAAUCGAGUGACUGCAUACAACUUACCUUACCUGGUUCUCUCAUCGUUGCAACAUACCUAUCGACCAAUCCGAGUAAUCGAGACCGUUGAUCUCUGCCUCCCUCGGUACCACGACCCCUAUCGACUCGACCCCCUCUCGAUGUGCCUGAUCCAUACCAGACUGGGAUGGAAAGUAGUCAAGUGACAACCAUGCCAGGAGGUGGAUUGUAUACUGCUGGGAAAGAAAGACGUCAGUGACGAAAGGCCGAGCUUAGAUUCUGAAGUAUCUGGCAAGGGAGCAAGCGGUUAUUGAGGGCGACUGGUGCUGCCUGCAUUCAUGACUACGUCUUGCUUAAGGAAAAGGAUGUGCAGUGUGUGAUUCUUGCGAGGGAGUGAUGGCCCUAUUACGCUCGAGCCCCCAAAUAUCGACGACCAAUUUAUUCUGGAGACGAUGCUCGCCUGGACCACAUAUCGUUUAUUCGACAUGAUCCUAAUGGAAUUCCUGUCGGCUUAUCAUAUGCGUUUAAUUGCACCAUGGACCAACAUUUACUGAUCUAUGUGAACGCAGAUAUCCUCUUUUGGACCAAGCUCUCGUCUCGAGUACAAGUCGGGUCAAACAAUUCCUCUACAAUCCUCAAGUCUCUGAGGUCAAGUGCGCAGAAAUCUGGCAUCCUUUUGUGGAUGACCUAGCCCACAUUCCUGACCACAGCCAAAACUCAUCCAAACGGAGGCGUUCAUUCGACCUACGUUGCCCUCGACGCACGAGCAUUCAAUCUUCCCGCCAUUCCGAUCCUUGACUAGAUGAUCCCUAGUAACAAGGAUUCUUGAAUCGUCGUGCUAUUUUUCUCCCUUUCCAGAUACUCCUCGGUCUAGAAGAGCAUCUCACCUGGUUCCUGGCCACCUCCAGUCUCGUGCAACAUCUGAUUGCUUCCCGUCAUUCACUCCUUGAGGAUUAUUUUACAUACGACUGUCAUUCACUUUUCUCCGUCGUCCUAAGUUCAACCUGCUGGCAAGACCUCGUCCCAUAUCCCCUCACAUACCCACCUUCAAACACCAUCUAGCACUUCAUCCAACAUGGCUUACAACAGAAUUUCCUCCUUCGGCUCCAACGAUAGCGGCUACGAGAGUGGCAUCGUCGAGAUCUUCGACGAACCUACCCAACCUAUGAGCAAGAAUAUGGACCAUGCAAAGGACGUUGCAAGACGUCGACAACAGCUUCUCGCUUCAGAGUUGUCGAGAAGAGAUUCAGAUGAAUACCAAAAUGAUAUGCUUGAGCAUAUGCUGAAGAUGGACGCCGACACCAUGGCGGACGUGGAUGCGAUUGACAUCCAGACAGAGAUUCAAUGGUUUAUGAGACCAUACCUGCUUGACUUCCUGGUCGAAGCCCAUUCCGCUUUCCAACUCCUACCCGAAACCCUGUUUCUCACAAUCAACCUUCUUGACCGCUACUGCUCCAAAAGAGUUGUUUACAAACGUCACUAUCAACUGGUUGGAUGUGCUGCUUUGCUCAUUGCUGCAAAGUAUGGAGAUAAGAAAGAGAAGGUGCCCACAAUCAAGGAGCUGAAGUCAAUGUGCUGCUCACUCUAUGACGAUGAUAUGUUCUUGCAGAUGGAAUGGCAUGUUCUGUCGACGCUUGGCUGGGCCAUCGGUCAUCCCACCGUUGACUCUUUCAUGCGUUUGGCAGUCAAGGAUAAUGUCUAUGACCCUGAGGUGGAAAGCUUGUGCCUUUACAUUUUGGAGAUCGCUCUCUACCACAGAGAGUUCGUGUCGAAACGAUCUUCUAGCCUCUCGCUGUCCGCAUUGGCUCUUGCACGACAUAUCCUCGGCCGCCCUCAAGCCCGUGGUAAUGAAUUCGGAUCCCACUUCUGCAGCACCACUGUCAUGGAGUUGCUGAACAUGGUUCAUGAGCCCUCAUCUAUUCUUACUCGGAAGUACGCCUCUGUCCGCUACAAUAGCGUCUCGCGGGUUCUGUCAAACUUCCUCACACAGAAGGCUGCUGCGAUGUCUGCUUCAACCAGAGCACCACUGACGCCAACCUACGAGCUCACUCCACCUUCAGUCAAUGUCAAACCUGCAGGUACCGAGUACUUCCAGACCUACGCCACGCCGCAAAAGCCUCAAUUUCCUUCGGUCGUUCAACAUGGUCUUUACACCCCUCCCAUCACUCCUGAAGGCGAGAUGUUCGGUGUGACACAAAAGACCUUUGGCGCCCCAAAUCAAUACGCUCCUCCUACCCCGACCCCUAACGCCAUUGUUGGCCAGCAAUACUCCUCUCAAUACUCCUCGACCACCAACCAUUGGAGCGCAGAAUCCUACUAAGAAAAUCAUGGCAACCCCAUAAACAAAAUAGAAUGUUGAUCAUCACGACUUCAAUUCUCCCACCAACCUAAGUAUCGCUCUGCAACACAGAGUGUUCUGUUACAACAAAUCGUCUUUGUGAGAAUGUAUUUUUUAUCUGCAUUGCAAGCGUCCCAGUUCGACAUCAAAGCUAGUACUUCUUCAAGAGUCAUGGAAGGCAAAGGGAAAAAAGGAUAUCUGCGGCAACGUUCUUGAUCUUAAUCAAAAUCGAAGCGAGGCAAGAGGUGUGUUGUCCACGGGUUGAAACAAAAAAAGAAACACAUCAGCAGCCAAACGUUCCAGUCUUUCAAGCAUUGUUUCCGCCCUCGAAGCGCAAGCAACGCGAGAGACUGCUUAGGCUCUCGAGUCAGCAACAGAAAAGGAAGAUAAUUUUCUCGGGGUUUUUGAGUCGCGGUCAGCGGAAACGACUCUUUUUCCGAAGCGACGACAAGAGGUUGUUUAAAUUGAAAGAACAUUCGUUCGUUUUAGGAGGCAGCGAAAAAUUGUGAACAAUAGCUAGCCAUGGCUGAAAGGGAAAAUGGAGUUUUUUUCGAUCACAGGGAAAGAGAAGAUUAGAUACCUUUGCUGGAUCUGUUUUGUCUGGCAGCGAGGAAAUGGGCCAAAGUAAUUUCUGUUGCUUAGAGUGCUACAUCUUGCCUGACCUACCUUUUUCAAAGGAGCAGGCGUCUGGUACUCGAUGAGGAUCAACCCCUCGAUAACUGUGUCAAUAACAAAUCUGAGCCUUGUCAUGAUU
Exophiala oligosperma is the source of this 3488-nucleotide messenger RNA. RefSeq lists its product as uncharacterized. Lineage: Eukaryota; Fungi; Ascomycota; Eurotiomycetes; Chaetothyriales; Herpotrichiellaceae. The transcript is spliced from 3 exons. Gene Ontology annotation, biological process: mitotic cell cycle phase transition; regulation of cyclin-dependent protein serine/threonine kinase activity. Bases 1472 to 2716 code for a protein of 414 amino acids. The record is from RefSeq and is a predicted model, not a curated record. Gene Ontology annotation, molecular function: cyclin-dependent protein serine/threonine kinase regulator activity. Gene Ontology annotation, cellular component: nucleus; cyclin-dependent protein kinase holoenzyme complex; cytoplasm.